UGUUUAGUGACGCUGCUGUGACCAUGGCGACGACUGGAACUUUCCGUGUGGUGUCAGAGGAGGAGCAGGCCAUGAGAUCCAAACUGGAGCAUUUGACCGUGAAGGAUCACGGGCCAGUAUUUGGACCGUGCCUCAAACUGCCCGGCCACACUGUGCUCAAGGCGAAAGAUGAGCUGAACGAGACAGAUGAGAAGAAGAUGUCCUCACUGAAAGACCUGCGGGUUAUGAUGAAGGAGAGGGCAGCGGAGGGAGACGACCUGGCCAAAGUGGUGCUGGAGUACUUUGAGGACAAACCCGACUCUCUGCUGCUGAGGUUUCUCAGAGCACGCAAGUUUGAUGUUGUUCGAUCACAUGACCUUAUGAAGGGAUACAUCCACUUCAGGAUGGAGUAUCCUGAGCUGUUUGAGAACCUGACCCCUGAGGCGGUCCGCAGCACCAUUGAGUUGGGCUACCCUCUCAUUCUUCCCACCAGAGACAAAUACGGCCACAUUGUUCUUCUCUUUAACAUUGAGAACUGGGACCUGGAUGAGAUCACCUUUGAUGAGAUUUUAAGGGCAUACUGUGUGAUCCUUGAGAAGUUGCUUGAGAAUGAUGAGACCCAGAUCAAUGGCUUUGUCCUGAUUGAGAAUUUCAAAGGCUUUACCAUGCAGCAUGCCUCUGGAAUUAAACCAGCGGAACUGAAGAAGAUGGUGGACAUGCUGCAGGAUUCCUUCCCCGCCCGUUUCAAGGCAGUCCAUGUUACCCACCAGCCCUGGUACUUCACCACUACCUACAACGUUGUGAAACCCUUCAUGAAGAGCAAGCUUCUGGACAGGGUCUACAUUCAUGGAGACAAUCUGGAGAACUACUUCAAGGAGUUUGAUGCGGACAUCCUGCCUCCAGCUUUUGAUGGGAAAGCUUCGAUUGCCGACUACCAGACCAUCACCAGCCAGCUCUUUGGCUCUGAAGAUACUGCUCUCUGAAAGCCUGCUGUCCAAACGUGAGACAGUCCUCCAUUCACAUGAAUAACAUACAGGGGCCAAAAACAAAAUGGACAUGUAG
Messenger RNA from Thalassophryne amazonica, 1041 nucleotides. RefSeq names its product retinaldehyde-binding protein 1-like. Bases 24 to 962 code for a protein of 312 amino acids. Gene Ontology annotation, molecular function: phosphatidylinositol bisphosphate binding. The transcript is spliced from 7 exons. The record is from RefSeq and is a predicted model, not a curated record. Lineage: Eukaryota; Metazoa; Chordata; Actinopteri; Batrachoidiformes; Batrachoididae. Gene Ontology annotation, cellular component: membrane.